AUGAAGGGUCUCAAGAAAGCUAUGAACCUUUCGCGUUCAAAAUCAAAUGACACCAACGGCAACCGCAACAGCUCGGCAGGUGGAGGCACCGUUCCCGUACCUCCUCCCAAGGGCGGCACUGUCCCCUCCACUCCAGCCUACCAGGGCUCGCUCAAGUCAAAUAACAGCAACAAGGAUGCUUCCAGUUCAGCCUCGAGUUCUUCCAACUCGCUCAACAACUCGAGAGGCUCUGCUGGCUCAGCACAUGCACCUUUCAACAACCCUGCUUAUCCUCCUGGUCAAGGUACGCCUGAAAGAAGAUUCCCCCCAACCGGUGCGAAUCAUUUGGCUGACAAGACGCCGCCUGCUCCCCCCGUCGUUGUAGUUUCUUCAGAGAUGCCUGCGGAUCCCAUUCCACACUCUGUUGCAACCACCUCUCAGCCCUCUUCUUCCAUCACCCCUUUCCAUCACACAGGCUCUCCAGGUUCCCCUCCUCCGCCAGGCGCUGCUAUGGCUUCCUUGAGCAGCACCGGCAUUGCUGCUUCUGAGCUCGCCACUCCUCCCAAAGCCGGAACCCUCAACCGCAUGCGUGGUGUUCCUUCCACCGCCGGUCCCAAGGAUACCAUCCCCAUCACCGCCAAGACCCCACCACGCAAGCAGAGGAGUUCUCGUUUCCACGUCACAGAAAAGGUCGAGCUCGAAAAGCUGCCCCACUUCAACGAGGUUGUGCCUGCCGAUCGAGCCGAGCUGUUUGUAAGGAAGCUCAGACAAUGCUCGCUUGUAUUCGACUUCAACGAUGCCAGUCAAGAGCUCGAAGGCAAACAGAUCAAAGCUGCUACUCUCCACGAGAUGCUCGAUUACAUCACCACCAACCGCAAAGUCAUCACAGACGAGAUCUACCCAGAAGUUGUCGCCAUGUUCUCCGCCAACUUGUUCCGCUCCAUCCCACCACAAGUCAACCCAAUCGGAGACGCAUUCGACCCAGAAGAGGACGAGCCAGUCCUCGAGCUCGCAUGGCCGCAUCUUCAGAUUGUCUACGAGUUCUUCCUCCGCUUCGUCGAGAGCCCCGACUUCAACACCAACAUUGCCAAGAAGUUCAUCGACCAUCACUUUGUCUUGCAACUGCUCGAGCUCUUCGACAGCGAAGACCCACGCGAACGUGACUUUUUGAAGACGACGCUCCAUCGCAUCUAUGGAAAGUUUCUCAACCUCCGAGCUUUCAUUCGACGAUCUAUCAACAAUGUCUUCUUCCAGUUCAUCUACGAGACAGAACGUCACAAUGGCAUUGCAGAGUUGCUCGAGAUUCUUGGGUCCAUCAUCAACGGCUUCGCGCUACCACUCAAAGAGGAGCACAAGACCUUCUUGACACGGGUCCUCAUCCCACUCCACAAGGUCAAGAGUUUGGCGCUCUAUCACCCACAGCUUGCCUACUGUGUCGUUCAAUUCUUGGAGAAGGACAGCUCCUUGACAGAAGAGGUGCUUCUUGGCCUAUUGCGAUACUGGCCCAAGGUCAACUCGCCUAAGGAAGUCAUGUUCCUCAACGAAGUUGAGGAAAUCUUGGAUGUGAUCGAGCCCUCCGAGUUUGUCAAGAUCGAAGUGCCCCUCUUCCAGCAGCUUCAGCGAUGCAUCAACAGCCAACACUUCCAGGUCGCCGAGCGUGCUCUCUACUUCUGGAAUAACGAAUACAUUGUCAAUCUCAUUGGCGACAACGUUCAGGUCAUCUUGCCUAUCGUCUUCUCGGCUCUCUACCAGAACUCAAAAGCGCAUUGGAACCGCACCAUCCACGGACUCGUCUACAACGCACUCAAACUCUUCAUGGAGAUCAACCCAGCGCUGUUCGAGAUGUGCACAAACGAGUACAAGCAGCAACGCCAGAUGGAGAAGCAGAAGCUCCACGACAGGGAAGAGGCAUGGAAGAAGCUGCGCGACACUGCUAUCAAGAACAGUAAGGCGAUCGGAGUCGAGAUGCCCGCUUCUCUCAAGGAAGAGACUGCAGCACCGGCAGGGAGCGUCAACCCAUAUGACUUGGAUGCUUUUGACUCUGCUGCUGUUGGUGCUGAGAGCCUGUUCGAACAGAUGGAGCAAGGCAUCGACGGCGAAGUCUCGACAACCGAAUAUGACGAUGUCGAAGCCAAUCGAGUUGCACAAGGGACAGCGCAAGAACCCGAACAACAAGCGGGUGAAGAUAGCGUCGACGAUAUGGUACGUUGA
Molecule: messenger RNA, 2190 nt
Organism: Ustilago hordei
Lineage: Eukaryota; Fungi; Basidiomycota; Ustilaginomycetes; Ustilaginales; Ustilaginaceae
Exons: 3
Coding region: 1-2190 (729 amino acids)
Biological process (GO): signal transduction
Cellular component (GO): protein phosphatase type 2A complex
Molecular function (GO): protein phosphatase regulator activity
Source: RefSeq, a predicted model, not a curated record